UUCCCGUUCCAUCUUUCUUCGCGGACGCCUUCCUUCUCCUUUGCAUUUACCUUUACCUUUACCUUCUCACGUUACAGACGAUUCUAUAAUCUUUCGAUCUCAGAUGGAAAAGGCAAAACCUGCGGCCUUAACGUAUUCAUUGCAGAAGCGGGAUCAUAGUGCAGAAGUCAAAUUCAAAAUCCCUCAACCCUAUAGAUCACCUUUUGCAAAAGCUAAACCUCCAAGUUUAGUUAGUUUAUGUAUUGGAAUUAUUGGAGAACAUCUUGAAGAUAUCAUUCCAGACCUCGAUGAUAUUGCUGCAAGCUUUCCUCCACAUGUUAAGAUGCCAAUGGCAGCGAUUGCUAGGAGACGAAAGUUACUCAAUGAUGAUGUCCUCAUUUCUUUGGCGGAAAGUUCCUGGGACAUCCUAGAUGUCUCUGGGUCUGAUGUUUCUGAUUAUGGACUGGCAAGAGUGGCUGAGAAAUGUAAAUCUCUGCGAGCUGUGGAUAUUAGCCGGUGCAGCAAAAUUACUCCACAGGGUGUUUCAGUGCUUGUGCAACAUUGCCAUUUAUUGGAGAUACUAAGAUGUGGAGGAUGCCCCAGGAGUGAAUACACAGCACGCAGAUGUUUGGGUAUCUUGAAGCCGGAACUGAAUUGUGUAGAGGAAGAAUCUUGGGAGGAACUUGAUAGCAUGGAAAUCGCCAAUGGUGCACAGUCAUUGCGCUGGCUUGUAUGGCCAAAAAUUGAUGAUGACUCGAGGGAGAGCUUGACCACCGAAUGUCCACGAAUAGUGGUGAAUCCAAAGCCAUCACUUUUUGGUUUCCGAGGGGUUGAAGUUCCUUUUGGAGCAUUACCUGAUAUAUCAUUGGAUGAUCUUAUAGUCAAGGACAUUGAUCCCAGGACUUGGGCAACUUCUGCAGUUGCACCAAGUGUGACAAUUCCAUCUAUUUCUACUCCCAAUGAAAUAUCCAUGGCUGAAAGGUUCAGGCUUGCAUUUGUUGAGAGGGAUGCCCGAUUAGCCCCAAAGAGAGCGAAGAAUGUGAGGCAGCAUCGACGGCGUGAAGACAGGGAGAGGGUGACCAAGAGUACAGAUGCAAAGUCAAUAGCUCUGGCUGCCCAAUUGAAGAAGUCCCUACACAUUAGGAGCUGAUGGUUGGAUUCUUUGAACCUCUCUCUCUUCUCCUUUAGAGAUUGUCUUCCUUCUCUAUGCUCAGAAAAAAUUCAUCACUGUUGUAACAUCAUCAUCCAAUAACUGUAAAAGGUCGUCCUUGUCUCUUGGCUUUUUUUUUUUAAUUUCAUUGUUUUUGUAUAGAUAAAAAGUAUAAAACAAUAGCUUGUUGAGUUGAUGCAUAAACGAUGGUGUGAUUACUGAAAAUUCUUGUACGUUUGCUCAAGAAAGAAGGUUUCAAAUGCCAAAUUGGUAGAAAUGCAA
Messenger RNA from Macadamia integrifolia, 1411 nucleotides. RefSeq names its product protein AMN1 homolog. The transcript has 6 exons. The record is from RefSeq and is a predicted model, not a curated record. Bases 104 to 1129 code for a protein of 341 amino acids. NCBI's taxonomy places the organism in Eukaryota, Viridiplantae, Streptophyta, Magnoliopsida, Proteales, Proteaceae.